Marmota flaviventris (yellow-bellied marmot) is the source of this 4823-nucleotide messenger RNA. RefSeq names its product LYN proto-oncogene, Src family tyrosine kinase (gene Lyn). NCBI's taxonomy places the organism in Eukaryota, Metazoa, Chordata, Mammalia, Rodentia, Sciuridae. The record is from RefSeq and is a predicted model, not a curated record. Gene Ontology annotation, molecular function: protein tyrosine kinase activity; ATP binding; protein binding. Gene Ontology annotation, biological process: protein phosphorylation.
GGAGCCCAGCAACAGCCAGUUCCUCUCCCACCGUGCCGGCCCGCGCUGCCUCUCGCUCCCCUGCGGCGGAGCCUUUGGGCCCGACGCGCUGCAGCCUCCUGACUGCUGCAGGCGGGGCAUCGGUCACUCCCGACCCCGAGCCUGCAACCCCUUGGCCAAGUGUCCCGCGUUCUCUGCCUGCAGCCCCUCACCAGGAGGGCUCCUCUGGGCUGUCCUGUCGCGCUCCCAGCUUUGAACUCAAGUCACCGUGGAGCUCCGCCGCCGCAGACCCGAAACUUUCACCGUGAGCGGGAAAUAUGGGAUGUAUAAAAUCAAAAAGGAAAGACAAUCUGAAUGACGAUGGAAUAGAUUUGAAGACUCAACCAGUACGUAAUACUGACCGAACUAUUUAUGUGAGAGAUCCAACGUCCAAUAAACAGCAAAGGCCAGUUCCAGAAUCUCAGCUUUUACCAGGACAGAGGUUUCAAACGAAAGAUCCAGAGGAGCAAGGCGACAUUGUGGUGGCCUUGUACCCCUAUGAUGGCAUACACCCUGAUGACCUGUCUUUCAAGAAAGGAGAGAAGAUGAAAGUCCUGGAGGAGCAUGGAGAAUGGUGGAAAGCUAAGUCCCUUUCAACAAAGAGAGAGGGCUUCAUCCCCAGCAACUACGUGGCCAAAGUCAACACCUUAGAAACAGAAGAGUGGUUUUUCAAGGAUAUAACCAGGAAAGAUGCAGAACGACAGCUUUUGGCACCCGGGAACAGUGCAGGAGCUUUUCUUAUCAGAGAAAGUGAAACAUUAAAAGGAAGCUACUCUCUGUCUGUCAGAGACUAUGACCCUGUGCAUGGUGAUGUUAUCAAGCACUACAAAAUUAGAAGUCUGGAUAAUGGAGGUUAUUACAUCUCUCCACGAAUCACCUUUCCCUGCAUCAGUGACAUGAUUAAGCAUUAUCAAAAGCAAUCAGAUGGUUUAUGCAGAAGAUUGGAGAAGGCUUGUAUUAGUCCCAAACCACAGAAGCCAUGGGAUAAAGAUGCCUGGGAAAUCCCUCGAGAGUCCAUUAAGUUGGUGAAAAGGCUCGGUGCUGGACAGUUUGGGGAAGUCUGGAUGGGUUACUAUAACAACAGCACCAAGGUGGCUGUGAAGACCCUGAAGCCUGGCACCAUGUCUGUGCAAGCAUUCCUCGAAGAAGCAAACCUCAUGAAGACUCUUCAGCACGACAAACUGGUGAGACUCUACGCCGUGGUCACCAAGGAAGAGCCCAUUUACAUCAUCACCGAGUACAUGGCCAAGGGCAGUUUGCUGGAUUUCCUCAAGAGUGACGAAGGUGGCAAAGUGCUGCUCCCGAAGCUCAUCGACUUUUCUGCUCAGAUUGCAGAGGGCAUGGCUUACAUCGAGCGGAAGAACUACAUCCACCGCGACCUGCGAGCAGCCAAUGUCCUGGUAUCUGAGUCACUCAUGUGCAAGAUUGCAGAUUUUGGUCUUGCUAGAGUCAUUGAAGACAACGAGUACACAGCAAGGGAAGGUGCUAAGUUUCCUAUUAAGUGGACAGCUCCAGAAGCAAUCAACUUUGGAUGUUUCACUAUCAAAUCUGAUGUAUGGUCCUUUGGAAUUCUCCUGUACGAAAUCGUCACCUACGGGAAGAUUCCCUACCCAGGGAGAACCAAUGCUGAUGUGAUGACUGCCCUGUCUCAGGGUUACCGGAUGCCCCGCAUGGAGAACUGCCCAGAUGAGCUCUAUGACAUUAUGAAGAUGUGCUGGAAAGAAAAGGCAGAGGAGAGACCAACGUUUGAUUACUUGCAGAGUGUCCUGGAUGAUUUCUACACAGCCACGGAAGGGCAGUAUCAGCAGCAGCCUUAGCACUCAGGGUGACUUGUCCCUCCAUCAGGAAUGGCUGCCUCAUUUGGUGAAAGAAAGUGACAGUCACUGGUUGCACCAGUUAUCUCACAUGCUGCGAUCAUUUGCCAUGCCUGAUUCCUGAAAGUAGAGGCUAAAUUACUCAGGAAGCUCACAGUGAACAUGGAAAUGUAUUCUGUUCUCUUGGACUAAUGCCCAGCAGGAUACAGCUUGGACCACACCUUAGCUGGUCACCUUGCUCUGCUACCAACAUCAGAAUACAACCUCUUAAGAAGAAAACACCUGUUUUCUCCAAAAGUGCUCCCACACCAACCCUGUUUACAAUUGGAUGUGUAAAUCAAAGGUUCAGAGACCAUUGCAACAAAUCCCCAGUAAAGCAGAACUAUACUCAUUUUUAAAAAGCAUAAAUAACCAGAUGCAUAGCCUGACAUUUUGUAUUUUCUUUGUGCUUUGCCUUACUUAAAAAAAAAAAAUUACUAAUCCAACCUGUUAGAUAUUACAGAUGAAGUCAGCAACUUAAAGAUGUCUUUCCCAGACUUCAGUGUUUUUGGUUUUGUGAGGUUUCCUGCCCAGGAAUCUUAGACCUUUAAACAUUUUUCUUUGAUGAACGCUGAUCAGAUCCGAGGCCUAUGGCAACCCCAAAGUAGCACGUGCGCUCUGAGCGCCCCCUGCAGGAGCGCCAUUGACAAGCACUCACAGCAACUGAGCAGCCCAUGGAAUCCCAACUUCACAGAGCUGGCCCAGACCUCCCAGGGCCAAGAGGAGAACCUGGGAAACUUCUCUCUCUCUCUCUCUCUCUCUCUCUCUCUCUCUCUCUCUCUCUCUCUCUCUGUUAUGGAGGAAUAUUUUUAACAGUGUAGCUUUUUCAGUUCCAUGAUUUCCUAAAUAAAGACUUAUUUGACAGUGCCCUUUGAAAAACAAAAUUAAGAUUUUAAUCUUUGCAGAGCCUUAUAGGGUUUUCUAAGACAUAAGCAUUUCCUUUGUUGUUUCAGAUGAUUUGAAUAUCAUUUUAAGAAUCAAAUACUAAUUUUAGUUGUACUCUAGAAAGUAAAAAUGCCAUAUUUGGGGCUAUUUUUGUGGUUAAGCAAUCUUAAUUGUAUAAGAUGUGUGUGAGACUAUUUAUACGUAAAGAUAUGAAGGAAAAUAAGUGACUAAGGAAGCUCUUUGAGCAGCUGUGACAAACCACCCCAGAUGUUUUGUUUACUUGAUUUUUGUACUCAGCUUUGGACAGAAACUGCUGUGUCACUUCAUUUCACUUAUGCUGUUAUGUAUAUACCUAAUAAUUCUAUUUUUUUGAUUUUAAUAUACCUGGCCCAACAACCUCUUAGGCUUUUUUUCUUGUGUUUAACAUUUCAACUAUUGCCAUUGUAAAACUGAGUACCAGUUAGUAGGAAGGGGGGAGAGAAAUAACUCCAUAUAAAUAUGUGAUAAAAACUUGCAGAAGUUCUACCUCCAUUCUUUGAGCAUUUCAGGUUGGAGAACUGAGGAACUGACCGCUUGGAUGCCUGAACAUCCCAUGAUGGGGACCAAAUAAGAUGUGUCUUCAAAUGGGCUUUGCGGGCACCAUUAACAUUUUGCAUGUUUUGUUAGGUCCUGGUACCUCAGGGAAGGAAUCAAAUAUUGUACUUUUCUCUUAAGUUUUAACUUCUGUUUUUCUUCUGCGAUUGUUUAAAUGUCCCUUCUAAAGUAUUCUAAGAUUCUUCAUUCACAAGUGCCAUAUUGACAAAGACAGAAUAUUAUCAUAUUUGCACGGCUAGUCACAAUGAUGAUUCACAAUGGUAAGUUUUCUACCUAUACCCAGCCUGUUCACAUUUUACUUCAGAACCACAUGUGAUUCCCCAAUAUAUUACAUAGAGAGGAAGUUUAAAGUAUCCGUAGGACAAAAAGAAGUCUCUAGAAAAUUACUAAAAAUUUGCCUUCACUUUGUUCUGCUUUUUACAAUUUGGUGAAAAAAAGUGACAGUCAUUUUUUAUUUUUAUUUCUAAUUUUUUAUUUGGCUUUCCCUCUCAAUCAAGCAUUCGAUUCUUUUCUCUUCUGUCAGGAGCCAUCAGAGAUACACACUUCCUCUUCUCAAGAAAAUACUAUGCAAUGGAAGUAGGCAGGCUGUCCCUAGAGUUUAUCAAAAGUUAAUAAAAGGAGGAACUGUUUACACAGUGGAUAGAUCAAGAUUAUAAUUAUAAAUUCAUUUGCAAUUCUGCUAGUGGUGCCUAAUUUCCCUUUAUUCUUCCCCUUGCUCUCAUAAGCUACAUCCGCUACAGGGGUGGUAACUGUUAAAAUGUUCUUAGCACUGAAACACCAGCUUCUGAUACAUUCAACUGAAUUAAACAAAAUGCUCCUACUGCUGGGCUACCCAGCGCUUCUGAUUUUAACCACUGUGUUCCAUAGCCAGUUCAUGAACGUUUCCUAUUUCCCAGCUAAAAGCAUGUCACAGAUGAAAUCAAACUUCCCACUUUUCCUCCUCAAUGUCUCCUUUAUCGGCUCCUGCCUGGUGGAACAGAGACCCCACAUUUUUACUACAUGAAGUUUUUAGAUUAAGUGAAGCUGAGCCUUGCCGUUCAUGCUGAUGGAAAGUAGUGAGUAUAAACACAUGAAGAUACUUACACAUCUACCAGGACUCUCUUUGGUGCUCUGGCACUUUAUAAAAAUUAUCUCUUAUACAAUACACUGGAAGAUCUGACAGGCUAUCUGUUUCACAACUGAGAAAUAAGGUUCUUUAAAGCCACAGAAAGAAUAGGUUAGCUUUGCUUCAUAUUGUUUUCUUGUGAAAUAAAACUGGUGAAGUGAUUUUGGAGCAGACUCGCCCUGACUCUUGGGUGUUCUGAGUCAACAAAGGUAUUACAAGAUGCUCCACUGGAGUCCACAUAGAUGUGAAGGAAAAUGUUAUUAAAUCAUUUUUGGUGUGGACAAAAUGUCACACAAGAGCUAAACUCACCACUUACACUUUUAAAUAAUUGUAGGGACUACAUUUUUUAAUAAAAUAUUUUGAUAAUA